Molecule: messenger RNA, 3591 nt
Organism: Spirodela intermedia
Lineage: Eukaryota; Viridiplantae; Streptophyta; Magnoliopsida; Alismatales; Araceae
Source: the annotation of a GenBank genome assembly
AUGAUUAAUGCCAGUCCGCCGCAGAAGGGUGGACAGGACGGCGAGUGCCUGGACGUCGCCGGAAGGGUCGUGGUGGCCGUCAAGAUCUCCAAGGUGAUUCCCAGGGCGGCUCUUGUUUGGGCUCUGACGCACGUUGUUCAGCCCGGUGGCUUCAUCACGCUCUUGGUGGUGGUGCCGGCCCAGACUUCAGGUUUUCUCUCCCCUCCCCCCGUUUCUUGGCGCUUCAUUGUGGGAAUCUGGCUCCGACGAUGAUGUUGACGACGAAAUGGUUUGAUUCCUCAGGAAGGAAGCUAUGGGGGUUUCCAAGGUUUGCAGGGGACUGCGCCAGCGGCCACCGGAGGUCCCUCACCGGAACUACCAUGGAAAUCAGGUCUGAUAUUGCGGAUACCUGCUCUCAGAUGAUGCUUCAGCUCCAGGAGGUUUACGACCCUAACAAGGUUCGCUGAAAAACCUCGCGGUUCUUCCUUCUCUGGUCAAAUUAUAGUUCCCGAAACCAUUUGACGGCAUCACUCCUCACACCAUCUAAUUCUCGUCUCCAGACGAAUGUCAAGAUCAAGAUUGUCUCAGGGACACCCGCCGGCGCCGUGGCAGCGGAGUCCAAGAGAGCUCAAGCAAGCUGGGUUGUUUUAGACAAGUAAGGUGUCUUUAGUUUGAGUCUUCGGAGAAGGUGGAAGGUGGAAGGUGGAAGCUUCCAUUCGUGGAUUGAUCUCACGAACAUCCCCCGCCUCUAACAGCUCCUCUACACUCCAUUCACUUCCUUUUCUUCUCUUUUUUCUUUACUAGGCAGCUCAAGCACGAGGAGAAGCGAUGCAUGGAGGAACUGCAGUGCAAUAUCGUCGUCAUGAAGCGUUCCCGGCCGAAGAUCCUCCGGCUUAAUCUUGUCGGCUACCCGCGAGCAGAGAAUCCAGCGGCCUGCUACUCCUUGCCCCCAGAGUUAGAUGUCAUGCUGGAUACCAUGUCGAAAGAUAGCAGCGAUCCGUCGGACUCCAUGCGCGGCCCUGUCGUCACCCCCUCGAGCAGCCCAGAGGUCGGGACAUCUUUCACCACCGAAGCUGGGACCUCGUCGGUGUCAAGCUGCGAUCUUGGAACUUCCCCAUUCUUCGUGUCCAAGUUCAGCAGGAAAUUCAAGAAAGAUGAACCCCCGGGGGCGAAAGAUUGCCGCGCCUCGGAUUCGAGCAGCUCUGGGUCGGACACGGAAAAGUUCAGCCCUCCGAAGAGUUCGGACUUCCAGCCGUGGGCGUCUGAGAUUCUCAAUCUUAAUGGCGGAUCUUCAAAGCAGGUGAGGGUGUUUUCUCAGGUAUCCGCGGCCAAAGCCUUGGCGGCGAAAUUUUGUAAACUCGACCGGGAAGCUGGGAUCGGGAUGAUGAGCUACAAAUCAUCGGAGGCGGACUUCAGCGGGGAUAUCCGAGAGGCCAUUUCAUUGACCAGGAACGCCCCUCAAGUUCCUCCCCCAUUGUGCUCGAUAUGCCAGCACAAGGCUCCCGUUUUUGGGAAGCCUCCGCGAUGGUUCAGCUACUCAGAGCUGGAACUCGCUACAAACGGGUUCUCCCAAGCAAAUUUCUUGGCCGAGGGAGGGUUUGGCUCGGUGCACCGAGGGGUCCUUCCGGAUGGGCAGGUCGUCGCAGUCAAGCAGCACAAGCUGGCUAGUUCUCAGGGAGACAACGAAUUCUGCUCGGAGGUGGAAGUUCUCAGCUGCGCUCAGCACCGGAAUGUGGUGAUGCUGAUCGGAUUCUGCGUUGAGGACCAUAGAAGAUUGCUGGUCUAUGAAUACAUCUGCAAUGGCUCUCUCGACUCCCAUCUUUAUGGUAAUUCCUCGGUUGUCCUCUGUGAAAGUGCUGCUUUACCUAUCGUUAAACUGUUGCAUGGAAAAAUCACUGCAAUUCUGAAUAGUGUAAGAGCGCAGUUAUCUCGAAUAACAUCAAACGUGAAAUCUUUAGGGGCUAGUUCCAUUUAAAUAUAGUGCAAAAAAAAGGUGGUAGCUCACGUAUUAUCCACAAUUCCAUGCAUAUCAUCCCUGCAUUAGAUCUUUUACAAUUGCUUUUCAAGCGCAAAAUCGGUGGGUACCCAACUCAACUAUCGUUGUGAGACAUUGCAGGCCGUAACAAGAAAACAUUGGAGUGGUCUUCUCGGCAGAAAAUCGCUGUUGGAGCCGCAAGAGGACUGCGAUACCUUCACGAGGAGUGCAGAGUGGGUUGCAUUGUGCAUCGUGAUAUGAGGCCAAACAACAUCCUCAUAACUCAUGACUUUGAGUCGCUGGUAUGACUUUCUCUCGACCAUCUUACGAUGUUAUCUGAAACAUCUAUAUGACAGGAUUUGGCAAGAAAUGGGUUUUCUUAUCCAGUGAAAGGAUUGGUGUCGCAUGCUUCAUCUGCACGCAUAGGACUGAAUAUCCUGGGUUAUGCAAAUCUCGUUAAUUUAGCUCUCAGGAAAAUUUUCGCUGUCGCGAAAUUUCUAGAUUUUCUUCUCUUCAAUCCAGUUGACUGCCGAGGAUCGAGUCUUUCAUUUUGUGGCCCACGGAUUAAUUGUAGCAAUCAUCCGUAGAUGGCUUUAUAGUUAUCCUGAAUUAUGCAGCACAUGAUUCAAAAAUUCCCCCCCCCUUGUUAAGCAUGUGAACCAGUGCCUGACGGCAUAUGUUUUCCCUUUUAGAAGAAUCUCUGGACGAAUCGGUGACCUUGGUCUUGUUGCUGUUCCUCAGGUAGGGGACUUCGGCUUGGCAAGAUGGCAACCAGACGGAGACCUGGGGGUGGAGACGCGGGUCAUCGGGACCUUCGGGUAAAUUCACGUUCUUUGAUUCACCUCUCCUCAUGAAGAAGAAGAAGAAGAAAAACAUAACUCCUGAACGCCUCCAAACUCAGGUACCUGGCACCUGAAUACGCCCAAAGCGGCCAAAUCACGGAAAAAGCCGACGUUUACUCCUUCGGAGUGGUGCUCGUGGAGCUUGUGACGGGUCGGAAGGCCGUGGACAUCAAUCGGCCCAAGGGCCAGCAGUGCCUCACCGAAUGGGUAGCUAGCCAAUGACCCACAAGUUCCCUUCUACUGGGCAGGUUCUUCUGCCCGGCGUUUACAUGUUCGUUAAUGUGAUCCAUCGUGCUUGUUGAUUUAUACAUUCAGGCCCGCCCUCUGCUGGAAAAACAUGCGAUCGACGAGCUGAUCGACCCGUGCUUGGGCAACCGGUAUGCCGAGGACGAGGUCUCCUGCAUGCUGCAUGCCGCCGCUCUGUGCAUACGGAGAGACCCCGAUGCGAGGCCGCGCAUGUCGCAGGUGAGCCAGCAAACCAGCAGCCCCCGGUUUUUACAGAGCCUGUUUAAUGGCCAACGCUCUGACUGUCCAUCUUGGGUUCAAAAGGUCCUCCGGAUUCUCGACGGCGACGGCGUUGCGCCACCCAAGCAGCCGCCAACGCCGGGCAGCGAUACGGGGAACCGCUGCGACCGAACGUGGGCGGACCGGCAGCUGCAGAGCCUGCAGCAACGCGGCGGAACCAGCAUGCGCGGAGCUGCCGGCGGAGGCCUGGUGGGGAGAGUCUCCUCCGAGGCCCUGCUAGCAGCCUAUCGGGAGGAGGCGAGGCGGGAAGAAUCUUGCGCCGGUAGCUAA